This is a messenger RNA of Scheffersomyces amazonensis, 636 nucleotides long. RefSeq lists its product as uncharacterized. Lineage: Eukaryota; Fungi; Ascomycota; Pichiomycetes; Serinales; Debaryomycetaceae. The transcript has a single exon. The annotation marks the transcript as partial. The record is from RefSeq and is a predicted model, not a curated record.
UGAUAACAAAGAACAUUCAAUAAAGUUUAAAGAUUAUGCAGAUAUGUUUAUUUACAAUAAUUUCAAGUACCCAAGAAUCCACGGAUCUGCUUCUUCCCAAGAGCAAGAGUCCGAUGAUGGAGAAAAUAAAAAUGACACUAGCAUAGAAGUCGACAUUAGAAGUCCAACAAUUGGAAGUCGAGUUAGUCCUUUGCUUGCAUCCCGGUUUGAAUUUCAAAAAAGAAGAAACCAGUCUUUCGACAGUCUAAAGAGAAACUUUUCAGGAACAAAUAAUAAUAGUUUGAGAAGAUCAUUUUCGUUUUCAAGAUCGUUGAGAAAGGUGUCUGUACCUGCUCAAGUCCAUGAAGAAAAUACUGUAGCUGCCAAUAAAAGUUCCACACUUCCUCCCUCUAUAUUGAAGAACAAGGUCAAUCAAAACUACGAAGCUGAAAAUAUUAAUAGUCUCAGAGAGCAAGAAGUCAAUCUUGAGGAUUUCAUGCAUAAUUUUGCAAAAUUUGAAAUGGAGAAAUACAUGAAAGAGCCUUUUCUUGAACAAAUGAGAUUGGAGCAGUUAAGAGAGUACUAUAAUAAUACAAACCAAGACGAGUUUAAAUAGGAAUUUAUCAUUUGAGUAUACUUAGAUAAAUAAUAACAAAG